Messenger RNA from Paramisgurnus dabryanus, 3278 nucleotides. The record is from RefSeq and is a predicted model, not a curated record. NCBI's taxonomy places the organism in Eukaryota, Metazoa, Chordata, Actinopteri, Cypriniformes, Cobitidae.
GCGAGGGAUUUAAAAAUGAGGUAGAGUUCUGAGCGCGCACAACUCGUGUCUGUCUCUUUAUAUACUCAAGCUAUCAUAAUGCAUUGGGCUAUUAGCUCUCUGGCUGUGGGAUUUUUCACCCUGUUUGUCCUUCAGAGGAAGUUAUAUCCUUACUUUUGGGCUGACUUGAUGUACUACGCGAGACUCCGUCGCGUCGGGAGGUCGAUGAUGGCGAGGAUGAAGCGCGGUGUCGUCACGUAUCUCCAGAACUUUGAGCUUCAGGCAAAAAGGAGUCCAGAUAAAGCCUUUAUCGUGUGUGAGGAUCGGAUUUUUACAUACAGAGAUGUGGACGAGAGGAGUAACAGAUUCGCACAUGUGUUUCAGGCUCAUUGCGAAUUGAAAUGUGGAGAUGUUGUGGCUCUUCUCAUGAAGAAUGAGGCGGAUUUCAUCAGUGUUUGGUUCGGACUCUGUAAAUUGGGCUGUGAGGUCGCGUUUCUUAACUUUAACCUCAAACCUCAGUCCAUCCAUCACUGUCUGCGCAGCUGUGCAGCCAAAGCAGUCGUCAUCAGUUCAGAGCUGAUGGGAUCUGUAGAUAAAUUGCUGCUGAUGCUGACAGAUCAUAGCGUUGAUGUUUGGGUGGUAGCGGACGUCUCCUCACAUCAGGAUGUCAGAACACUGUUGGAUAAGGUGAAAGUCGCCUCUCCAGAGAAGCCCCUGGUUAACAUCCCUCAGACAAACCUCUUAUCCAACUUCUUAUUUGUCUUUACAUCAGGCACUACAGGACUGCCGAAAGCAGCUCGUAUCAGUCACAUUAAGGCUGUCAUGUGUAUGGCGUUUCUACGCAUGUGUGGAGCGCGUGCAGAUGAUAAAGUCUAUCUGACGCUACCGCUCUAUCACAUGUCCGCAUCACUGCUCGGGAUCGGAGGAUGCAUCGAUCUUGGGGCGACUUGUGUUUUGAAGAAGAAGUUCUCUGCCAGUCAGUUUUGGAAGGACUGUCUGAAGUAUGACGUUACUGUGUUUCAGUAUAUUGGGGAACUCUGUCGAUAUUUGGUCAAUCAACCAAAGACUAAAGAGGAAGCAGUUCAUAGCGUUCGUCUCGCUGCAGGAAGCGGUCUUAGAGCUGACGUUUGGAGAGAUUUUAACCGGCGGUUUGGGAAAGUCCAGAUCCGUGAAUCUUACGGUCUAACAGAGGCCAGUAUUGGCUUUGUGAAUUACACAGAUGAAAUUGGGCCCAUUGGACGUGCCAGUUAUUUCAAUAAGCUCAGUUUGCCAUUUGAGUUUUUAAGAUGUGAUCCACAAACAUAUGAGCCUGUACGGACAGAUGCAGGUCGCUGUAUUAAAGCCAGUAAAGGAGAAACUGGGUUAUUAGUUGCUCCAGUGACGUUCACAAACCCGUUUCUGGGUUAUGCUGGAGAAAAAGCUCUGUCAGAGAAGAAACUCCUACGAGAUGUCUUUAAGAAAGGAGAUGUUUACUUCAACACAGGAGAUCUUAUGCUUCAGGACCACAGAGACUUUGUUUACUUUAAAGACAGGAUUGGAGACACAUUCAGGUGGAAAGGAGAAAAUGUCUCAACCAUGGAGGUUUCAGAGGUGUUGGGUUGUCUGGAGUUUCUGGAGGAUAUCAGUGUUUAUGGAGUCACUGUACCAGGAUAUGAGGGUCGGGUUGGAAUGGCUGCUGUUGUGUUAAAGGAUGGUCAGGAUUUGGAUGGAGAUAGAUUGUAUGUUCGUCUUCUCCACACUCUUCCUCCGUACGCCUGGCCGUGGUUUCUACGAGUUCAGACUUCCUUAGACGUGACGGAUACGUUCAAGCAGAGGAAGGGAACGCUGGUGGAGCAGGGCUUCAGUCCGGAGACCGUUCAACAGCCGCUUUACUUCCUGGACACAUCCGUGAAAGACUACAUCCCAUUGACUGUACCACUGUACCAAGACAUCAUAUCAGGGAAGAUAAGACUUUAGAGACAAAGAAAGCAACUGAAUACACCUCCAUUCCCUACAGUAACAUCUCAUCUACACUACAAAUACAUGUGAAUGUUGGUAUAAACAAUUACAGAUGGUGAAUAUUCAUCUUUUCGACUUAAUAGAACAAUAUUAGUUCUUAAUAGAAAAAAAUAAUAUUAACAAAUAAAACUAAUGAAUCAUGUAAUAACACUGUAACAAAUGCAACAUGUAAUUUAAUCUUGUUGUUAUUAAUAGUAAAGUUGCAAGAAGAUUUUUCAUAUUUAUUAGAGUUUAACAGAAGCUGAGUGAAAUAAAGAAACACUAAUACAAGCAGUGAGUUAAAACAUAUGUAAGUAGGGUGACCAGACAUCCCGAAAAAUUCGGGACAGUCCCCAAAUCUAAGCUGCUGUCCCGAAUCCGAAUUCUGCUCUAAUUGUCUCGAAAAUUAUACUGAUGCAAAAUCUUGAGUAGUUAUUGUCUGACAAAAACAUGCGCAAGGAGUUUGAGCCAUCCUGCAGCCAACCCCCGCCGGCUGCUCAUUGGCUGCAGCAUCUUUGUUUUUUAUAAAGGAUGUAGGCGCGCAUUAAGAUAUGCACUAAGGCACGGAAAUGCUGGCCGCAGUAAAAACCUCCGCUGGCGUCGAGCCUCCACAACCUCGGUAGGCUAUAGCUCAAGUGUGAAUUUAAAGUUGUAUUGUUUCUAUUAAUUUAUCUAAUUCGUCUAUAUGCAUAAAGACAAUAUGAGCUUUUUGUCCUCCUUUUGUUUUAUAGGGUAGAUUAAGAGAGUGAAAGUUACAGCAGCCGCGAGGACAGUUGAAAGUGCAGGCAGUGACAGUCAGUCGCCUGAAGGAGUCAGAUUGGUUGAGGGCGAUGCACUGUGUUAAAAAAACUACUUCUAUGUAUAUGCAUAUGUACUUAUAUUAAUAAAAAUAUGAUUGGUUCAGUAACUUCAGUUUGAAAUUCAUUGUCUUUUAAAAGUACAUUAAAUAAAGAAAACUAUUGGAUGAUCUAACUAUUAUUCUAUGAAGUAUAAUACUUCUAUUAUAGCCUACAUAUUAUAUCAAUUUAUUUAUAUCCAUAUGUACUUAUUAAUAUGAUUGGUUCAGUUUGAAAUUCAAUUAUUAAAUAAAAUAAAUAAAUAAAACUAUUAUUGGAUGAUCCGCAAACCAAACCAAACCCAACCCCCCAAACCCAUCAACCACCCCCCAUGACGUCUGCCCCCCCGCCCCGAAUUUCAGUCAAUCUCAUCUGGUCACCCUAUAUGUAAAGAUGUCUUUGCAUUUUCCGCAGUAUCUGUGAUCAGUAUUGUCGUCUUAAAUUCACUACAGAAGAGUUUUUACUGACACUUUAAAACAUGUUUUU